Pseudogymnoascus verrucosus is the source of this 599-nucleotide messenger RNA. RefSeq lists its product as uncharacterized. The record is from RefSeq and is a predicted model, not a curated record. Bases 207 to 599 code for a protein of 130 amino acids. NCBI's taxonomy places the organism in Eukaryota, Fungi, Ascomycota, Leotiomycetes, Thelebolales, Thelebolaceae. The transcript has 2 exons.
CAGGCCUCCCUGUUUUCUCUGUAGCUGGUGGUGUCGUAUAUAAGACUUGACUCCUUCUCUGACGCCACUACUUCUUACAAAUUCAAAAAAAGCCAUCAACUCAAUCUAUCACUUCAAUCUUCAUCAUCACACGCAGCGUCAAAGUCUCGUAUCUAGCUGCUUCACCUACCAUCAUAUACAUCUAUAAUCUACAUCACACCGACAAAAUGUCGUUCCUCGCACGCUCUGCCCAGCCGCUUCGCCAGGUCAUCCGCACCCCGAUUGCGACCCGUGCAUUCACCGUCUCGGCGCUGAGACAGAAGGGGCCAGUUGAGGCGGCAAAGGAUGCAUUGAAGACUGUUGACAGGAAAGUGAGCGAUAAGCUCGUCGGAGGCAUUAAAGUCGGCGAAACGGUAGCAGAAAAAACCAAACAGGCAACAGGGCUGAAGGGACAUAAAGCGAAGCAGGAAUUCGAAGAGGAUCUGUAUGAUGAGGAGGGAGAGGUGAAGGCUAAGGUUAAUGAGGCGAUUGGGGAGGCGAAGGGGAAGGCUAGUGAGUUGGCGGGGGAGGCGAAGGGGAAGGUUAGGGAGGCGGAGGGGAAGGUUAGGGGGAAGUUUUAG